AUGAGUUUCGACCUUCCUACUAUUGCUGAACUCAAGCGCGCCGCCGAGUGCGGACAACGCAUCACGCCCGAGGAUGUGUCGGUCAUCUCACAGGCCGAGAGUGAAUUAACAGGAAGCGGACCUGUUCGAGGUGGGCCAGCUGCCACCGCGCAGAGCCUGGCGAUGAGGCAGAUGAAUUUUGACACCAAGAUCGACGAGGUCUCGCGCAAGCCACAGAGCCACAUCACACAGGAAGAUGCACGGGAGAUACAAGCAACCGAGGGUCGUGCCUUCAACAAGCCCCCAGGCGUCGGAUCGGUCUCUGCACAGGUUCGGUCCAUUGCCAAUCGCAACGAAGCCUUGGGACUUCCGCCUGUUGCGGCCGAUGUGCCCGUUUAUGUCACCAAGGAUGAUGCGCGGGAGGCCCAACAGGCCGAGUCAUUGAUCUACGGCGGGCAGAAUCCUAGCCGCGGCAUGGCGGCGCAGAUGCAGAGUGUGGCGGAUAAAAUCGAGUAUGCUCGGCGAGGGAGUACACUAUCGAAUCAAUAG
Messenger RNA from Penicillium alfredii, 528 nucleotides. RefSeq lists its product as uncharacterized. The transcript is spliced from 4 exons. The record is from RefSeq and is a predicted model, not a curated record. Bases 1 to 528 code for a protein of 175 amino acids. NCBI's taxonomy places the organism in Eukaryota, Fungi, Ascomycota, Eurotiomycetes, Eurotiales, Aspergillaceae.